GUUCUUUGUUUACAACGCGAAAGGUAGGAAACAAAAACAAGCCGAUCAAAAGCAAAGCCAGUUUCAACAGUUAUUUUGUGCCUUCUACGCAGCUCCAAUUUUCGUUUUAAAAAUUCUAAUUGAGUUUUUUAAAUUAGUUCGUGAUUUUUUCCAAUUGGUUUUCUAAAGAAAAUUUAUAUUGACUCGUUCCAUUUUCAAAUUUUCUUUGUUUCGUUUUGAGGAGUGAAAAUAAAGACGCGACGUUGCCGCUCUUACACCAAACUUUUUAUACAACAGUUAGUUGGGUUUUUAACUGAAUACUAUAGAUUUUGUGAUCUGUUUUAUAUUACUAAAGUUGAAUGCAGUGAAAUAAACCGAAAGUUAUGUUUCAGUGUUUUGAAAUGUGUGCGUUUGAACGUUAUUCAUUUUCUGACGCAAUAGCCAACUGGCAACAGCGCACGGAAUCGGACUGAAAAGGAACUUUCAAAUGUGCUAACAAAGCUCAUCGGAUAUUACUUAUAUCCACACAUCACAACAUUUUAUGAGGUACUAGGGCCUCCGCGCCCGGUCGCUCAAACCGUCGGGACGACGAGCCGUGGGGGGAUCGGCGCGGGCACACACAACGACAUUCGGCCGCUGCCUGCUCCUCUACGCUUAGGUGCCGAUUCACCCUCCGCUCGUUCCGCACUCCCGAUCAUGUCUCGAGCGGGCGCGGGGCACCCGGAUGCUGACGAAGGCGCGUCCUGCUCGCAGGCCGCGGGCGAGCGACUAUACCCGGCGCUGGCGGAGUACCUGCUGCUGGAGCACAAGUUCCAGCCGCGGCUGUGCCUGCCCGGCGAGUCUGAGAAUGGAGAGGUGACGACAGGCGCUCGCGACGGCGCUGCGCACGUGUUACGAUGCCUGAAGGUGUGGUUCGAUCUGCCGGCCAGCGUGUUAGUGCACGCCAUCAACUUGUUCGACAGGUUCCUCACGAAGAUGAAGGUGCGUCCGUGCCACGUGCCGUGCAUCACUGUGUCAUGUAUGAACAUCGCCAUCGACGAGUUCGCUGAGCAAACGCGACAGCCGAGGACCGUUUCUGUUGAGGAAUUAGUAUCAAUCUCCCAGUCGGCGUGCACCGCGGGUGACGUCACUCGCAUGUCGCGCGUCAUCGUGGACAAGCUGGCGCUGGCUAAAGGCACGCGCUGCGUCAGCGUGCUGGAGUGGGCGAAGCUGGUCCGCGCUCUGGUCGCCGACGCGGCCCGACAAGUGGGGGCCGAGUCGCCGGAGAGCGAAUUAGUCAACCUGGUGGAGAUUGCUGUGUGCGACGCGGCGUGCGCGAACGUUCGCGCGUCCGAGCUCGCUCUAGUGCUCGUCUUCCACAAGAUUGAACAACAGCUGGUGGAGUGGUCUCGCAGCGGCGCGGUGCCGGAAGACGCGUACUACAUCUACGACUACGCGGCCCAGCUACAGGCGCACUGCCACAUGUCAGACGCGUCCUUAGUGGCAGCGCGGGCGCGCGUACGAGGCGUGCUGGCCCGAUACGAGGCGCGCGCCGCCGCGCCGCACCGCCAGCGCCUCGUAUGGCGACUCUCGGAACGCACGCUCAAGGUGCUGCGACCGACAGACCGGCUGACGUCCCUUCUGCCCACCAUCGAGGAACAACACUACGCUGUCGACGCCACGCCCACGCGAAACAGAACUGGCAGUGAGAGCAGCGAAAGUGAAGACAUGUCCGACUGGCCUCGGAGCCCCGUCCUACCCGUCUACUGCGACUAGCCACGCCACGUCACGUCACGCCACGCCACGUGUCACGAGUGUUUGCGCCGCCAUACUCCGACUCAGAUGUAAAUAUGUGUGAAAUGGUUUUGAUUUAAACAAUUUGAAUAGAAUGUUAUUUGAUAAGUUAAGUAUGAUGUUUGCGCAAAUGAUUUUGGAAAAAUCACAAAAUAAAAUGCAUUUUUAACAACAUCCAGCCAGUGCUGAGUAGAAGCAGCGCAAGAAACUCAUGUCCGUUUUCAGUAUCAAACCCUAUUUCUAAGUGACCCCUAUGGUAACACUUAUCAGGAAUUUUGUUUUCAUAGGGAUCACUUAAAAAUUAGGGAUUGAUUUUGGUCACUUGUGAUGUUGUCAUCUUAUUAUAAAAGAUAGUAAAAAAACUAGGGUUUCUCUAUGGCCUUUUAAAUUCAACUUUCUCUAUCUUUAAAUGUCUAUGGAAAUUGUUUAAAUAGUCUAUGGUGUGUGAAUGUAUGAUCCCAAUUUUGAACGAGUCAAAACUCCGUGAUCAAACUUUCAAUUUUUAUACGAAAACGUUUUAUGCGAGAGUUCGUAUAAUUAUGCCACUUUGACAUAUCAUGGUAGAUUUAAUAGCUAAAUAUAUGAUUAUACUUUAUAUAUUUAAAUUGACAUUUUUUAUAUUAAUUCAGGCAUUUAAAUAAAAUAUUUUUCAAAUAAUACAUAUUGAAACAUACUCUUUCAUGAAACGUUUUUGUUAAAUUUGAUAACUUCAAGUGCUUAGAACCGGCGGGCAUUUUUAAUUUAUAUUUAGAAAUAUUAAUUAGGUAAUUUUUCUACAUUUUAAAAGUGAAAAAAAAAAAUACAAAAAUGAUCGGUGCAAUUUUUUCAAAAUUUUUGUUCAACAAAAAAAAAUUAAAAAUUGUUCUUUUUUGAGUAUUAUCGGGAAUUUGGAUACGCUGUACAAAAUGUGUUUAGCGAAAAUAUUAAUAAAAUAAUAACGGAAUUUAUUUUUGUACAGCGUAUAAAAUUCUUUUGUAUGUUUGUUAGUGUUGUAUUCAGAAUAUACGCCUUUUAAUAACUGCGUAUUUUAAAUUAUGACGAAAAUAUAUGUUAAAUGCUCUAGGUGACAUCUUUUUUCGUCUUCUCAAAUUCUGAAUACAACAAAUCGGUACUAAACUCAUCGCAUCGUAAGAAGUACUAUAUCGUUUUUUGGUUCAAAAAAUGAUAUAAAAAUCAGUUAACGCCACUAAUUUGCGACUUGCGACACGAUGCGAUUAGUCGAGUGCGAUUCUCCCAACGAGACGACGUUUGUUGUCGCACACUGGUAAAGCUUUAUUUAAAAUGAUUAAGUUUCGUCUAUAAUUUGUAAUUUUUAAGCUUGUUUUUUGAUUUUUGAAAUCGUUCGAGAGCAUUCGUCGUCUUGUUAGAAUUUAGUUCGUCCUGUGAUGAGAAAAAAGUAAAAAAAAAAUUAAAAUAAUAUUCCAUAUUGUUUAGUUUGUAAGUCUCCUUCCUCUUCUAUAAGAAUUUGCAAGUUGUAUUUUACCACCACAGAGUUGCAACUCUUUAAAAAACAGUUGCAAAUCUGUGGCGGAAAGAAAAAAUCAAGUCCACCGAAGUUUUUUUUUAUAAAGUACAUUGUAUCAAUAAUUUUAGUAUAAUAAUAAUAAAAAAAAACAAUUAAUAUAUUUUCACCUUUAAUUUGACUAACUCGUAUUGAGUUUCCAAAAUUUUCAUUUUUAUCCUUUCACAUUUUUUUAGUAAGAAAAAGUAUGUUGGCAUUAUUAAUAAUUUCAUUUCUUUAUUAUUUUGUAGUUAUAAUAAUUCUAAUAUUUGAUACUUAUUAUAUCUAGAUUAAUCAAAGAAAUGACAAAAAAAAUUACAAAUCAAUUAAAAAAAAGCCGAAAAAAAUGAUCUCAGGUAAUAUUUUUCAUAGGUCGCGUAAAACUUCAUAACUAGAAAAAAAAUACAAAAAAAUAUUUUUCAAUGUUUGAAAUAAUAUUUUUUCUUACGCAAAUAAGAAGUGUAUGUGUGUUUUUGUUUUAUUUGCAUUUUCAUGUAUUUCUUUUUAUUUUACUUUCCUUUUUGCUUUUUUGUAUUUCUCAAUAAGCGUAAAAUAACGAAGGAAGUGUAAGUGAAUGGUUUUUUCUAAGGGAAUGUGUGUUAAAAUAGAAAAUCAGCAAUCUCUGUGAUACAUAAUUAUCAUCAAAAUCCCAUUUUCCAUCAUGAAUAUUUUGUAAGUGAUUUUGUAUGUGAAAAUCUAAGAAAAAAAAUACAUACUAAUUGGAGCAGAUAUUUUAUUUUUUUCAGUUUCACAAAAAAUGUAUUCGUUUUGUUAUCAAAGUUCUUGUAAAAGUAUUUUGAUUUUUUCAAUUAAAAAUCUCUGUUCCAAUUCGUAUGCGAAUGUCAUCAGAUAUUUUAUAAAACGUCAUUUGGGAGAUACGUUUAAAAGUUUAAUAAAAUCACUAGGGAUUUAUCAUUCUUCGAAUUGUAUUCAGUAAGUUGACAGUUUGUGGCCUCAGUUUAAAACAUUAGCCUUCUUUCUGCAGUCGAGUAAACGUUCAAUACUUUGUAUGCCAACGAAUUUAACAUUGUUGAUUUAUCAAUUAACUACUGAAAAAUAUACAGUCGUGUUUAGUGUUUAGCCAAUUUUUGAACCUUUAGCGUAAUUAAAUGUUGAACUAGUCCUACAUUUUUAAUUGUAAAGUUUUAAAAACAAUUAUUUAUACCCAAACUUGAGGCCUAUCAAAUAGUGCAAGUCUCGAAUCAAACUUUAAAAGCACAAUUUAAUGAUAAAAAAUCGUUUUUGAUGAUGUUUUUGCAAAUUGUCAACUUUUCCUGCAUUUAGCGUUCUAUAAAACUAUUUGUAUCGGUAAUGUGUGUGCACGUCUACAGAUUGGCACAAACGUAAGAAUGUAUCUUAUUUGUAACAGGCAUAAGGCAUGAUUUUGAAGAUUUCGAGUUCAAUCAAAUCGCGUGUGAAUUUCAUUCGUACGAAAGUUGGUAUUUCGAGGUCCUAAAAUUUUGUCUGUGCUUGACACCAUCUGUUUAUAAUAAGCAUUCGUGUAGAAAUGGUCAAAAUGUAAAUAAAUAUUUGAAUGAAAUUUCAAAUUUAAAUCAACCUAAAAGGCUUAAAAAGUCCUGCCAAGUUCAAUAUUCUUUUACAUUCUUGGCCAAUUCUUAUUCUUAAUUUUAAAUCUACUUAUUUGUUAAAAUGGUCAAAACUUAAUUGUAACUACUUAAUCGACCCAUAUUGGGUCAAUCGACCGGUUGUGUACGAACAUGUAUGAAAUGUGUGUUUGUGUCAAUUUGUUGACGCUAUGUGUAUUGUACGAUAGCUUGCUGUGGUGUACGAGUUAAUCUGAAAUCUCGAAUUGAUGAGAAUAAAAGUUGGGACUCUUA
This is a messenger RNA of Ostrinia nubilalis (European corn borer), 5091 nucleotides long. It is a transcript of the gene CycG, whose product is annotated as cyclin G. Lineage: Eukaryota; Metazoa; Arthropoda; Insecta; Lepidoptera; Crambidae. Gene Ontology annotation, cellular component: nucleus; cyclin-dependent protein kinase holoenzyme complex; cytoplasm. Bases 676 to 1734 code for a protein of 352 amino acids. The transcript has 11 exons. Gene Ontology annotation, molecular function: cyclin-dependent protein serine/threonine kinase regulator activity. Gene Ontology annotation, biological process: regulation of cyclin-dependent protein serine/threonine kinase activity; mitotic cell cycle phase transition. The record is from RefSeq and is a predicted model, not a curated record.